AUGGAGGGAGAGCGCGGUGCCGGCAGCGGCUGCUCCGCGAUGCCCGGCGGCAGCGACGGCGCCGGCGGCAGCGACGGCGCCGGCGGCAGCGUUAGCCUCCAAGCCCCCAAGCAUCUGUGGCGGCACGAGCAGCACUACCCGCCGCAGCUGCGGCAGCACCACUUCCUCCAGCACCAGCCGCCCCCCGGCCCGCCGCCGCCGCCGCCGCCGCCGCCGCCCGCCUCGCGCGGCCGCUGCCUGGCCGGGGCUCGCGUCAGGCACCGCGGCUACUCGGACACCGAGCGGUACCUCUACUGCCGAGCCAUGGACCGCGCUUCCUACGCCGUGGAGACCGGACACCGGCCCGGCCUGAAGAAAUCGCGGAUGUCCUGGCCCUCCUCCUUCCAGGGGCUCAGACGUUUCGAUGUGGACAAUGGUACGUCAUCGGGACGAAGUCCCUUGGAUCCCAUGACGAGCCCUGGAUCAGGGCUAAUUCUUCAGGCAAAUUUUGUCCACAGUCAACGUAGGGAGUCUUUCCUUUACCGGUCAGACAGUGACUAUGAUCUUUCUCCGAAGUCUAUGUCGAGGAACUCCUCUAUUGCCAGUGAUAUACAUGGAGAUGACUUGAUUGUGACACCAUUUGCUCAGGUGCUGGCCAGCCUGCGUACUGUACGGAAUAACUUUGCUGCAUUAACCAAUUUACAAGAUCGGGCACCCAGCAAACGGUCACCAAUGUGUAACCAACCAUCUAUUAACAAAGCAACUAUAACAGAGGAAGCCUACCAAAAGCUGGCCAGCGAGACCCUGGAGGAGCUGGACUGGUGCCUGGACCAACUGGAGACCCUGCAGACAAGGCACUCCGUCAGCGAAAUGGCCUCCAACAAGUUUAAACGUAUGCUCAACCGGGAGCUUACUCACCUGUCUGAAAUGAGCAGAUCAGGCAACCAGGUCUCGGAAUACAUAUCGAACACAUUUUUAGAUAAACAACAUGAAGUUGAAAUCCCUUCUCCGACACAAAAAGAGAAAGAGAAAAAGAAGAGACCAAUGUCUCAGAUCAGCGGAGUCAAAAAACUGAUGCACAGCUCCAGUUUAACCAAUUCCAGUAUUCCCAGGUUUGGAGUUAAAACAGACCAAGAAGAUGUUCUUGCCAAGGAACUAGAAGAUGUGAACAAAUGGGGCCUUCAGGUUUUCAGGGUAGCAGAGCUAUCUGGAAACAGACCUUUGACAGUCAUCAUGCACACCGUUUUUCAGGAACGAGAUCUGUUAAAAACAUUUAAAAUUCCAGUGGAUACUUUAAUAACUUACCUGAUGACCCUAGAAGACCACUACCAUGCAGAUGUAGCAUAUCACAAUAACAUACAUGCUGCAGAUGUUGUUCAGUCAACCCAUGUUCUGCUGUCAACCCCAGCAUUGGAGGCUGUAUUCACUGAUUUGGAGAUUCUUGCAGCAAUUUUUGCCAGUGCAAUACAUGAUGUAGAUCAUCCUGGGGUUUCAAACCAGUUUCUUAUCAACACAAAUUCUGAACUUGCUUUGAUGUACAAUGACUCAUCAGUACUGGAGAAUCAUCACUUAGCUGUGGGUUUCAAGCUGCUCCAGGAAGAAAAUUGUGACAUUUUCCAGAAUUUGACCAAAAAACAGAGGCAGUCAUUAAGGAAAAUGGUCAUUGACAUUGUCCUUGCUACAGACAUGUCUAAGCAUAUGAAUCUUUUGGCUGAUUUAAAAACUAUGGUUGAAACCAAAAAAGUGACAAGUUCUGGUGUCCUACUUCUUGAUAACUAUUCAGAUAGGAUUCAGGUUCUUCAGAAUAUGGUGCACUGUGCAGAUCUCAGCAAUCCAACUAAGCCACUCCAUCUCUACCGCCAAUGGACAGACAGAAUAAUGGAGGAAUUCUUCCGCCAAGGAGAUCGGGAAAGAGAGAGAGGAAUGGAGAUAAGUCCCAUGUGUGAUAAGCACAAUGCAUCUGUAGAAAAAUCACAGGUGGGCUUUAUUGACUACAUUGUUCAUCCUCUGUGGGAGACAUGGGCAGAUCUUGUUCACCCGGAUGCCCAGGAUAUCUUAGAUACACUGGAGGACAAUCGAGAAUGGUACCAGAGCACAAUUCCUCAGAGUCCCUCUCCUGCACCUGAAGACCAGGAGGAGGGUAGGAGACAGGGCCAGACUGAAAAAUUCCAGUUUGAACUAACACUGGAGGAAGAUGGUGAGUCAGACACUGAAAAGGACAGUGGAAGUCAAGUAGAAGAAGACACCAGCUGCAGUGAUUCAAAGACCCUUUGCACCCAGGAUUCAGAAUCUACUGAAAUUCCUCUUGAUGAGCAAGUAGGGGAAGAAGUAGAAGAGGAGGAGAAUCAGACAGAAGCUUGUGUAGUAGACCAUUCUUCUGACACGUAACGAUGAGGACAUAGCUUGUUUCUUUCUUGCCCUCUCCCUUUUUCUUUCUCUUUCUCUCUCUCUUUUUUGUGGUUUUUUGUUUGUUUGUUGUUGCUGUUGUUGUUGUUGUUAUUGUUGGUGGUGGUGUUGUUGUUGUUGUUGUUGUUUUAAUUAGGUAAUGGUUUAAAGUGUAUGUCGUAUGCUAUCACCAUGAUCACAACUCACUGUCAUCAGCCAGGAUGUUUGUUGAUCAAAACUGACCUUGGUGACUCAGUUUGGCACUCAGGAAUAUUGUAACCAGAAUCUUCACCUUCAUUGCAUCAGAAAGCAGGGGAGAGAACAUUGAUAAACUACGUUUUAAUAAGCUCUCCAUUUCGCAAAUUUGAUUAAAUAAAGCAAAUGUUUUCACAGGAGCGCCACCUGAAUGCUGGUAUACUUUGGUAGUUUUUGAUUUUAUUUUACUUCACAAGCUAAGCAUUGGAUAAUGUUCAUCAUCAGAGGAAACAGAAAGAAAAUAAACUGAGGUUCCUGCUGGAAAACGAAUGCACACAAACGAUGGGAUACAACAUGAAUCUGUAUAAGACGAAUCUGUCACCAAUAGGAAGAUGAGCUGUGGAAAUUACAUGAUUUUCUAACUUCAAGUCUUCCUGAUGAGUGACUGAAAAAAGUGUGACACGGUGGGUUGCACUAAACUCUGCAUUUUGUAUAAUAUGUAAAAGUGAUCUUUUGUAGAGCUAACUUUUAUUAUUAAAUAUACUGAGGUAUUAUGUUUAAACAAGAACAUUUUCAGAUUUCAUCACAUUUUUUUUCCAAAGAGUAACUUGCAAGUUUUCAGUACAAAUCUGUGCUACACUGGAUAAUACUUCUAGGGUUUUUGUUUUUUUUUUUUCCUUAUUAUUUUGCACCUUAGAAUUUCAUGAUAAUAUUAAGUUGUAAGAGUUUAUUGUUUUAUAUAUUAACGAGUUCCAUGAAUAUCCUUUAUGCUACCUAAAACUCAUUCAGUAUGAUGGCAUUUUUUUGUUGUUGUUUUCAUCAUAAUGUUCCCAAACAUAUUAGAGGAAGUUUUGCUGUUGUUCUUAUAGUGGCUUGAUCCUGGCAAUUCUGUCUUACUACCAAAAUGGUCCUGUUGAUACCAGCUGGACCACUAAGAUUAACAUUUGCAGGAGCAGAGCCAGUAAGAAAGAUAAUGAAUUGUCUUUUUGAUAUGAAGACUGCUUUUUUGUCUCUCUGAAACACAAUUUUCAGAUAUUGUUUUGCCUGGGAACUAUAGACUGCUAAGUCAGCACAGGCUAAUACAGUGUUUGGGAUAUUUAUUUUGGCAAGGGAAGCAUUACUGUAAUGUUUCCAAUUCUGACUCUUUAUAUUUUUUUUUUUUGUCUGUUAGCUAUCUAGUCAGACCAUUUGCUAAUCUCUGACAUACAUACAACAUAGAAAUCAUGAUUAGCAUUACUGUUUCUGCUGCCAGAAGAGCCAGAUCCCUCUUUUGUGUUAAUACUUCUAAGUAAAUGAGCAAUGCAUUAUGAGAAGAGGUGUAGUGUACUGUACAUUAUUAUUAUCUCAGAUCUUUUCAUUCUGUGUAGAGCUUGCGCUGAGGGAAUCCUACUUUCAAGUCUGAUUGGUACUGAAAGCUUUAGUUAUUUGGAAAACUCAGUGAAGUUAGGAGCUCAUAUUUGUUAUUUUCCUGACCUUUUGGGUCACGUGAAACAAAAUAAUGUCAUCUGCACUGCUUUGCACUUCAUUAAAAUUUUAUAAAAUUUUACAUAAAAUUGUAGUUUUGACUAGGGAAAGAGUUGCCUGGAGAAGGAGUAGACUCCCACAGUAUCAAGAUAGAAGGCUUCAGAGAGACCUCAUUUUGGCUUUCCAGGACUUGAAGGGAGUGUAUAAACAGGAGGGGGUACAGUUAUUUAAAAGGGUGGAUAGUGAUAGGACAAGGAAGAAUGGUUUUGAACUGAGACAAGGGUGGUUUAGGUUAGAUAUUAGGAGGAAGUUUUUCACACAGAGGGUGGUGAAGCACUGGAACAGGUUGCCCAAGGAGGCUGUGGAUGCCCCAUCCCUGGAGGCAUUCAAGGCCAGGCUGGAUGUGGCUCUGGGCAGCCUGGUCUGCUGGUUGGUGACCCUGCCCACAGCAGGGGGGUUGAAACUAGAUAAUCAUUGUGGUCCCUUUCAACCCAGGCCAUUCUAUGAUUCUCUGAUACUAUGAUUCAAGAUUAUUUCUUAACAAAAGAAAAUAUUAUCAACAAUCAUAUCCAAUUUGGAUUCAUUUCUUAGGAAAAUUGCAAGAUAUAAAAACAAGUGGUUUGUUUGUUUGUUUGUUUGUUUGUUUGCUUUUUAAGUGUCUGAGGUCUAGAAUAAGAACUUGUUUAAAAAGUAUUGGCUCACAGUUCAGCUUUUAAAUGUAUUUUGCCUUCUCCUUUAUCCAGGUCAAAGUUUUCUCUACUUCAGCCCUCACAGGGCUUUAGCGCAGAUGAUGCUGAAGGAGGAAAGAGAAAGAAGAGAACUCAUGUUUUUUCAUGUUUUGAUUUUUUUGUUCUUCAUCAUUUCUUCCCGAUCCACCUAAAAAUCUUCUCAAUCCCCAAGAGUGCCUGGAACUUUAAUAACGGAAAAGCAAUAUAAAUUCCAAAAUAACCAGUGAAACCUGAAAAAGUUUUAUAUCUGCACAAAUUGAAAGUAAAUGAAGAAAAUAACACCAUAUUGUGAAAUAUAUACCCAUACAUACGGACAAUCACAUAACAGAAAAUGAUAUCAUUUCUUAGAGAUGGGGAUAUAAUGCACUGUACAAUCUUUUUUUUUUUCCUCUUUUGCCAAAGUGUGUUUUAGCAUUGUGCACUGCUUUAAAACAGUACAACUUACAAGUGGCUUUAUGUGUUCUGAGUAUUUUUGCCAUAAGAAAAUGCAAUGAGUUGGGUACUGAGUGCAGCAACGGGGAGGGGGGUAAGAAAAUUCACACUGCUUAUAACAGUACGCUUUAGCUUGCAAGUUACUGUACUCAAUAAUGCUGUGUUUGAAUUUUUAACUGUUUUGUGUCAUUGUUAAAAAUUAUAAUGAGAGGAUAUAGAUAGAACAAACAGCAUUCAGAAGUUUAAAAAACUUGAAUGAAAUGGAUUUUACAGAAAGCUUUGACAGUUCUUUUAAAAUGCAUUAUUUAUUUUAUUUGUGCCAUGCAUUUUUCUCACCAAAUGACCUUACCUGUAAUACAGUCUUAUUUGUCUCUGUUUACAACUGUGUAUUUAUUGUAAUGUACAUACUGUAAUGUUAAUUGUAAAUUAUCUGUUCUUAUGAUAACAUCAUCCUUGUCUGGGUGGUGUUGCUAUAUUUGGAAACUCUUGGUGAGAGAAUGAUUAUUGUGUAUACAUAUUCCUUGUACAUUUUUUUCUCCUGUAAUAUAUUCUGUGUCACCUUAGAGCUUGUUUAUGGAAGAUUCAAGAAAAGUAUAAAAUACAUAAAGAUAUAUCAAUAAAAUUAAAAAAAAAAAAAAGAAAAAAAAAAAAGCUGCAGGUCUUUGGUCCCAGGGCUGUGCCUUAACUUCAAACAAUAUUUUCUUCUGUUUUGCUGCAUUUGAGGUAGCUUUGGGGAUAGGGCUGGGCAUAUUUAUAAUAUUUUCAGUUGCUAGCUGAUGUGGUUACUUGUGCAAGCUAGUUUGCAUGAUACUACAGAGAGCUUUCAUUCAUAAACAUGCUGGAAGUAGAAGCUUUUCCAGACUUCUGGCAAUAUAAUUGUAUUGCCUCUCUGAUUAUCUUUUUACAGGCUAUCAUCAGGGAUUAUUGCAGCCAUUACUUGCUACUAAAAAAACAUUGAUGUUGUAUUUCAGUACUGAAUUGUGCUGAACAAGCUUUGGAAAGCAUCUCUAAUAAGCAUUUGGUUUUAAUGCAUAUUUGCAAAUGAAACAAAUGGAACUAAAUGGGGAUAGCUCAUAUACUUGUUUUUUAAAGAUCAUCUAAUACUCUUUAUUUAGUAGCACAAAUUACCACUAUAUAAGCAGAAUCAAUAAAGUAGGACAAAAGACUGCUUCAAUCUUGGAAAUGCUUUCCAACACUAAUAUUAGUGUUAUAAGCAGCCAAAGCUUUUAUUUUGUAUAGAUGUAUGUAAGGCUUUGUACAGGUGUGUAUAGCAUAAUGCACUAGAUCUAUAGGAGAAUGAUAGGCCUCUAGAUCUUUUAAUAACACUAGUAUUAGGUUUGCAGGUUGGACUCUGAGCAUCUCUUGCUGUUUGAGUAUCAUGUUGCUCCAAACUGCGUAGGACUGAUAGCAAUGGAUUUGCCAGAGUAAGGUAAAUACCUCUCCUCAUUCCAGUGAUGCCCAGCCCCUGUAGCAUGCGACCUUUUGUUAAAAGGAGUGAUUCUUUUUCAAGAGAAAACAGAGCCUCCUUUUUGACACAAACUGUAGAUUUUAGCAGCCCUGGCCCAAAGAAAAUGGAUUGCUUUUGUUUUAACAGUAUAAAAGGGACACUAUAACGACAAAAAUCCUGAACAACUUUUUGUUAUUAAUUUGGGGAUGUCUUGAGAGUGGCAACUUGUGUGAACAUUGCACAUGACAAUUCUUUCACUGGUUUCUUAGCCUCUCUUACGGCCUGUGGGAUAGUACUGUACAUCAAUACCUUCAUAUGAAAGUUUUAUAUGCAAUGGAAAUAAAGCAUGUGUUGAUUCUGCCUAGUUACCGUAUUUGAUUUCCUUUUGCAAGUUUUUUGGUUUUUUUCCACUUACGUAUCAUAGCUG
Lagopus muta (rock ptarmigan) is the source of this 7057-nucleotide messenger RNA. It is a transcript of the gene PDE4D, whose product is annotated as phosphodiesterase 4D. The record is from RefSeq and is a predicted model, not a curated record. Lineage: Eukaryota; Metazoa; Chordata; Aves; Galliformes; Phasianidae. The transcript is spliced from 15 exons. Gene Ontology annotation, biological process: signal transduction; cAMP catabolic process; regulation of cardiac muscle cell contraction. Gene Ontology annotation, cellular component: perinuclear region of cytoplasm; cytosol; nucleus. Gene Ontology annotation, molecular function: 3',5'-cyclic-AMP phosphodiesterase activity; ATPase binding; transmembrane transporter binding. Bases 1 to 2367 code for a protein of 788 amino acids.